AUGGAUAACACACUUCCAAUGUGCUUGACAAUUAUCGCAUUGGAAGAGCUAAAGAGACUUCUUACACCAAUUGAGAGAUUGCCUUUAAGGUUAGGUGGAGAAUCUGGUAGCGAAUACAUAAACAGACUACUACAUGCCCAUCCUGAUUUAUGCAAAGAACAAUUGAGAUUAGAUAGAAGCAUAUUUGUGGAUCUUGUUACUUGCAUGAAAAAUAAAAAUUUAUUAUCGGAUGGUCGUUACAUAUUUGUGGCUGAGCAAUUAGGAAUAUUUUUAUAUAUCAUGGCUAAAGGCAGUUCUUAUCGUGAUGCUGCCGGUCGAUUUCAGCACUCUAUUGCAACAAUUGGGUUGUACUUUAAACAAGUACUGGAAGCAAUGGUUCAUUUGUCUACCGAGAUCAUAAGACCAUACCAAAGUUUGACCGUGGUGCCAAAAAAAAUAGGUGACAGCACAAAAUAUUGGCCAUAUUUCAAGGAUUGUGUUGGAGCAUUGGAUGGGACUCAUAUAAAUGCAGUUGUAAGCGAUGAUGAUGGUGUGGCACAUCGAGGGCGUAGUGCUCAUGAUAUUACUGUAUGGAACCAUUGCUUAACUGUACCAGAAUUUCAAGUUCCCCAUCCACCUCCAGAAAAAUAUUAUCUAGUAGAUUCUGGAUAUCCGAAUACCGUUGGAUAUUUGAGUCCAAUAAAAGAAAAAGAUAUUAGAACCCAUUUGCCUGAAUUUCGAAAUGGUCCACCACCACAAGGCAUGCUUGAACUUUUUAAUUAUCUUCACUCUUCACUUCGAACAACGAUCGAGAGAUGUUUUGGACAAUUAAAAGGUCGAUGGAAAAUAUUGACAAUGAUGCCACAAAUGGACACUAAACAUCAAUUGGCAAUUAUGGUUGCUACAUUCACACUUCACAAUUUUAUUCGAUUACAUGAGUUGGAUAUACCCAUUGAUAGUGGUAUAGAAUUCGAACCAAGAGCAGAUUAUGAUUUGUUUAACGAGAAUCGUAAAGCUGUAAUGAAAGAAGUACAACUUAAUAUAGCGAAGGAAAUUUGGAACUUCUUGUAA
Chenopodium quinoa (quinoa) is the source of this 1050-nucleotide messenger RNA. RefSeq names its product protein ANTAGONIST OF LIKE HETEROCHROMATIN PROTEIN 1-like. The record is from RefSeq and is a predicted model, not a curated record. The transcript has 4 exons. Lineage: Eukaryota; Viridiplantae; Streptophyta; Magnoliopsida; Caryophyllales; Amaranthaceae. Bases 1 to 1050 code for a protein of 349 amino acids.